Messenger RNA from Aspergillus clavatus NRRL 1, 6024 nucleotides. Its product is annotated as nucleoporin family protein. Gene Ontology annotation, molecular function: structural constituent of nuclear pore. The transcript has 6 exons. Lineage: Eukaryota; Fungi; Ascomycota; Eurotiomycetes; Eurotiales; Aspergillaceae. Gene Ontology annotation, cellular component: nuclear pore; nuclear pore cytoplasmic filaments. The record is from RefSeq and is a predicted model, not a curated record. The coding region runs from base 1 to 6024 and encodes 2007 amino acids. Gene Ontology annotation, biological process: post-transcriptional tethering of RNA polymerase II gene DNA at nuclear periphery; protein import into nucleus; RNA export from nucleus.
AUGUCUUUCGGUGGUGGAUUCGGUGGCUUCGGCCAGAAUACUCAGCAGAGCUCAGGCUUUGGAACUGGCUCUGGAUUUGGAGGCACGACUUCUGGAGGAGGCUUUGGAUCCACCUCAUCUCCAUUUGGGGGCGGUAACACACCAGGUGGCGGCCUGGUUGGAAACACCAGUAGCUUUGGGUCCGGUGGAGGAUUCGGCACGAACACACAAACUCAAUCAAAUUCGCUCUUUGGCAGCCAAAAUCGCACUAGCGGCUUUGGCACUGGCACAACAUCUGGUGGUAGUCUCUUUGGCGGCGGUACAUCUACUACUGGUGGCACUGGCUUUGGUGGUUUUGGUACGACCGGGACUACUGGUACCACUGGCACCACUGGAGGUUUCGGAAGCCCUGCCGCUGCUGGCGGAGGACUAUUCGGUAACAAGCCUGCUGGUGGAUUUGGCACUACAACCGGUACCACUGGUGGAUUUGGGGCAGGCAGCGGCGGUUUCGGCACAACCGGUACCACAGGCUUUGGUGGUGGAACAGGAACCGCGUUUCAACAAGCUGUUCCGCUUUGUGAAGGCACCGGAGGCACCCCGUUCAGUCCCUUUUCUGAAAAGGACAGCAGCUCCAAUGUGACCAAUUACUACCAGAGCAUCUCGUUUAUGCAACCGUACAGCAAGUAUUCCUUCGAGGAACUGCGUCUGGCCGACUAUAACCAGGGCCGGAGAUAUGGAAACGCUAGUGGACAGGCUGGAGCCUUCGGCACCUCUGCUUUCGGAGGUUCUGGCUUUGGCACGCAGCAGGCGACCACUGGAUUCGGUACGACUUCAUCGCCAUUCGGUGGCGGCACCAGUGCCCCCUCGGCCUUUGGUACCACCCAGACGGCAGGAGGAGGAUUCGGCAACACCACCAACCCUCUGUUUGGUGCGUCCAAGCCAGCAACCUCCCUCUUCGGAGGUGGAACCUCGACAACUUCUCAACCCAGCUUGUUCGGCGGCACCACCGCCACGACUGGUGGGUUUGGCACCACACCAACUGGCACAACCGGUUUUGGAACUGGUGGCUCGUUGUUCGGCGGCAACGCUCAGCAACCGCAGCAACCGCAGCAGAACAAGCCCUUGUUCGGAGGGGGCACUACCACCACCACUGGUACUGGAACUGGGUUCGGCGGCUUUGGCGCCCAAAAUACUAGUGCUGCCAGCCCCUUUGGUGGUACUGCCGCAACCUCAUCUCCAUUCGGCGGUCAGCAGCAGCAGCAACAGCCGGCGACGGGAACGAGCGCCUUUGGUGGAUUCGGACAGCAGAAUCAGGCACAAAACCAGACACAAAAUAAAGGAUUGUUUGGUGGAUUCGGCGCCAACACCCAGCAGCAGCAAACUGCCACCCCCGGUCUCUUUGGCGGCGGUGGUACUGGUGCCACCACGGGCACCUCUCUCUUCGGUCAAAACGCCCAGCAAACGCAGCAACCGGCCGCAGGUGGCUCAUUGUUUGGAGGAAAUGCUCCACAAACUGGAACGAGCUCACUCUUUGGUGGAGCCCAACAGCAAGGCCAGAAGAGCUUGUUUGGCGCUGGCACAACUGGUGCCGCCACAGGCACAGGCGCAGGAACCGGUGCUUUUGGAGGUUUCGGAGGGGCCCAGAACCAGCAGGCGGGGACAAGUAGCCUGUUUGGCGCUGGUCAAGCGCAGCAGCAGCAGAAGCCCAGCCUCUUCGGUGGUGGCACCACUGGCGCAGGUAGUUCCCUCUUCGGAGGCCCAGCUACAGCCGCCCAACCCGCCGGCUCCUCGCUCUUUGGCAACACUCAAAACCAGCAGCAACAGGGAGGUCUUGGCACGAGCAGCCUCUUCGGUAGCACCCAGCAGGCACAGCCAAUGCAACCGCAGCAGGCACAGCAGCCAGUACCCGGCAGCUUGCAAGCCUCUUUGCUGGAUGGCAAUCCAUAUGGUAACCAGUCUAUUUUCUCUGGUUUGCCAGCUCCUAGUGCCGCUAGCCCUGGACCCCUGGCGACGCCUCUCUCUUCGUCCAUCAAGCAGAAGCAGCGGACCCCGCUUCCUGCUUAUAAGAUCACACCCAACGCUGCUAACCGCCUGGUUACGCCCCCCAAGCGCCAGGGCUACGGGUUCUCCUACUCGACUUACGGGUCUCCCUCCAGUUCGACGAGCACUUCCUCUGGCCUCGGCGGCAGUCUCCUAGGUGGCAGUCUACGUGGAAGUGUCAGCGGUAGUCUUGGAAGGGGUAGCUUCAGCAAGAGCUUCUCUACCAGCAAUCUUCGCAAGACCUUCGACCCGGAAACCGACAGUGUCUUGUCUCCUGGCGCACUUUCCGGUACUUCCCGCUUGUCCAGCGGUGGCCUGAAGCGCCUGACAAUCGAUCGUAGUUUGCGCAAUGAUUUGUUCGCGCGUCCUGCAAGCACACCCGCAGCUGCAAUUACCAACGGUGAAGAUUUCGCUCAGACGACCGAGAAAAUGAAGAAGAGAGUGAGUUUUGACUCUUCCUCCAAGGCUCUCGAUGCCACUCUUACUACGGGUGGAGAAGUCGUUCCAAUCACGUCUGAGAGUCCGGAGCCCACUGCUGAGGAGCUUGGAUUCUUGCGCUCGACCCGCAAGAGUGGAAGUGUGAAUGGAAUCAAUGGGGUCAAAACAACUCCUGAGCAUGGCGCUCGUGCUGAGAUGGAAUCUGUGCGGGGUAAGGAUCUCCCUGCUGUUCCAGAGGAUGCCGAACAAUCUGCAAUUACCGACGGGGCUGCCCGACUUCCCUUUGUCCCUGGAGGAGAUCCCAAACCCGGCGAAUACUGGAUAAAGCCAUCGCGGGCUGAACUUAAUAAGAUGAGCCGCGAGGAUCUCAAGCAUGUUGUUGGCUUCACUGUUGGACGCCAACACUGUGGCCAGGUGACCUUCGAUGAACCUGUCGACCUGACAACUAUCGACCUCGACCAAAUCUUCGGUGGCCUUGUGGAGAUCGGUGUGCGCAAGAUCACCGUCUAUCCCGACGAGGCAAUCAAGCCUCCAAUGGGUAAGGGGCUGAACGUCCCAUCUAUUCUACGCAUCGAAAACUCGUGGCCUAGAGGCAGAGACAAGAAGUCGCCUUCGCCCCUCACGAGCGGACCUCUCUUCGACAAACACGUCGAUCGUCUGAAGAAGGUAACCAACACCGAAUUCAUCGACUACGAGAAACAGACGGGAACAUGGAUCUUCAAAGUGCCCCACUUCACCACCUAUGGCCUUGAUUAUGAUAGUGAUGAUGAAGGUGAGAGCCUCAACCAAAGCACUUUCAGUGCUGCUCCUGACACUCCGACUCCGAAGGCCCAGACCCCCGCCAACUUUGUGAAUACCGUGGGCUCAGAGCCAACGUCCACAUUCACAACUGAUGACUCCUUCGUCGGUUCUGUGGCUGGAGUCGACGACGACACUUUUGAUUUCAAGAAGCGUAAAUUGGUUCCAGGGGCGUUUGGCAAUCAGCCAAUGGAGACAAACGGAAAUCAGGAUUAUGCUUCCGAAGAAGAGGAGUCUUUUUUAGGGGACGGCUCCACGGGUUCAACUACUGAGCAGCAUGGUGACGAUGUCACCGAAAGCCAGCUAUCUGGCGAAUCAGACGUUGAAUUCGAUGAAGGCGAGGAAAUGGACAUGGCGGGCACCUUUCCCAACCUUGAUCAUACCGUGGAGCACGACGAUGCCAACAGCACCGACAGCUACAUUGACAACACCCAGCCUUCAUUGAGGCCAUGGGAGACUCCCUCCAAGGUCCGACUGGACCGGAGCGGCGAUUGGGCCGAACAAUUGCAGCGAACGAUCAGUCCGAGAAAGCAAAACCGAGAUGCGCUUCGCGAGAUCCAGGCAAAUGCUUUCAUCGAUCGAUCGCUUCAUGACAACACGCCGAAGAUGGCCGUGGCCGACAGUCGACAGAAAGGGUUUGCAACAAGCAUUGAUUUGAUGAAUUCGUUGUUUCAGCAACCGCGCAAGCAGCCAGGACAAUCUCCUUCCAAGGUGCAACCUGUGCAGCCGAAGGGUCUUGAGUGGCCUUAUAAUCAGCAGCCCAAAACCUUUGCUGGCGAAUCGAAUGAACUAAGUGAAGACGACCUGGCCUUUCACCACUCAUUCAAGCCACGAUGGGGUCCAAUGGACUCUUUGAUCUGCGCCAGAAAUGACAUGAGAGGAAACCCACCCCAGACGGGCACUCGAUGGGAAGAAAAGCUCUCUAUCACCAGUGAAGGAAGGGAUGUCGAUGUGCUGGUUUUCAAAAAAGACAACGAGCCUAGAGGAAUGCUUGAUGCUCAGCAAAAGCAGACUCUCGUUGAGGUGACCGACGGAGUCCCGUUCGCGCAUUUGAAACAGGCUGACUUUGGGUCAUUCACACAAACGUCACUGAGUUCUAUGCAGUCAGACAAAGAGAGACUCAUUUGGCAGCUGACUAGUAUUCUUUUCAACGAUGGGAUUGAAGAUGAUAUUUCUGCCGGAGUGCCAUCGCAACUUCGCUCUAAAUAUCUUCACCGCAUUAAAAAGGACCGAUUGAGUCGCAUGUGGGCAGGGGUCGUGCGUGAGAGACAUGCCCAUGAUCUGGACAAAGCCGGUUCUCCCGAAGAGCAUGCUAUCCACUUGCUAUGCUCGCACCGAGUUGAAGAGGCUUGCAAGGUUCUAAUCGCCAGCCAAAACCUCCACCUGGCAACACUGGUCUCGCAAAUCGGCAGAGAUCCCACUUCCCGUUUCGACAUGGCCAAGCAGAUUGAGACGUGGCGCGAGCACAACGUCUGGUCGGAAAUGACGGAGCCAAUUCGAGCCUUGUAUGAGCUGUUGGCGGGAAAUGCGCUUCGCAGUGAGGGAAAGUCUGGUGGCGCGCUGGAGGAUCGUGCCUCGACCUUCACCUUCACCGAGCGGUUUGAGCUAGAUUGGUUUCAGGCCUUUGGCCUCCGUCUGUGGUAUGGCAUUUCUGACGACGAGCCUAUCGAGACGGCGGUUUUCAAAUUUGCCCGGGAGCUUAGUAGCGGAGAAGAAGCCGCUUUCCCCUACCCUACCUCUCAUUUGGAUGGAGCUGGUAUGUCACAAGCUACACCGGUCACUUUUGGGCUGGAGUCUCCUCUAUGGGUUCUUCUCAAGGUCUACUCGGGCACUGCUGUCGGUUUCAAGAAAUCUGACUUGCCGGCCAUGGAAUUCCCUGCUGCCCUGCUACCCGAAUCCGUAACUGGCGAUAAGCUCUCCAAUAGGAUUACCUUCCAGUUGUACCAACUGCUUCAGACUGCUAUUGGGGAACAUGAGACCUUCAAGGUCGAUCAGGCUCGGGCUGAUCAGUUGGUCUGGGACUACGCCUGCGAACUCGGCUCCACCGGGGAUUUGAGGCAUGCGCUAUUCGUUCUGCUCCAUCUUUCUCGCCCAUCUGAUCGUGAACGCGCUGCCAAGGAGACGUUGGCACGCUUUGCGGCGUUCUUGCCGGACCCGCUUAACGCUCAGGGUACGCCAGAUACCACAUGGCAGUAUCUCACAGCUGAGCUGCAGCUGCCCGAGGCCUGGAUCUGGGUUGCAAAGGCCCUGUACGCCCGCGAUAGCGGGGAUGCCGCGAGGGAGGUGGACUGUUUGAUUCGUGGCAAGAAGUGGAACGAUGCGCACUCGACCUUCUGUCGCAUCGUGGGUCCUACCUCGGUGAUUGAACGGGACUAUUCUACUUUGGAGGCUUUGAUCUCGGGCUUCGGCGAGGGCCCAGAGCGAAAAGUCCAGGGCUGGGCAAGCAGGGGUGGCAUCUACGAGGAUUUCCUGCGUCUUGUCACUGCCAAGAAUGGGAAGCGGGAUCCAGCUCGCCUGAGUCGCUUGAUCAAGGCGCUUGCCACGAUGAGUGAGACGAUUGAUAAGGGAUCCGGAGUGGAAGGGUUAGAGGAACGCGUGGCUUUCAAGGAGAUGAGCCGCGCUGUUGCUGGGUGGACUGCGCACGAGGAUGUCAGCGAGAUCGAAUUGCCCUCUGUGCUCAACCUGCCUCUUACUGGCGACGCGCGCAUCAUGCAAACGGCAGAGAUGAGCCGGAGAUACUACAGUACUAUCAUGGCCGGUGGUUAUUAA